AUGUCGUGGGAGAAGCACGCACUCAACCUUGGCAUGAAAGCACCUACGAUGGAGAAGAUGGUCAUACGUGUCAUCCGCACGGUCCAACCUGUCUUGUACGAGCAUUUCGUCACCAUGUCAAUGUUGACGGAACUUCGCGACAAAGGCUAUGUUUCCGUUCGUACCCGAAGAUUUGGUGAGCAAAAGCACUACUUUAGCGGUAAGGACAAAUUGUACGGCCUUAAGAUUGAGGCGUCGGUCUCACCUGAAGGCCUUAUGGUCGACAUGCUCGCGAACCGGGCCCUACAAAAGUCUGGCAAUGAGUUACUGAACAAUGACAACGGGGAACUGUUCCAAGACUUCCCUUCGUCGUGGGCUGUCCUGGUUGACAAGGAUUACUGUGGCCUAACAUCGUCCGCCCGAGCAAUCCACCCCAAGAAGCGACCAACAAACGGCACCCUCGACCGUACUGACCUCGACCGCAACGCCAAUAUCUCCUCCGACCGAGUUAUCGUGGAGUACUAUUUUGGCCGUGUUUGCCUUCUUUGGAAGAUAUCCUACGCAACGUACGUGUGGGGAACCAAGAGUUAUGAUGCCAUCCAGCGUCUUACCUCUUCUUUGACCAACUUCCAUCUUGCACUGAUGCCUCUACGUCAAAAUGUUCAGCAUCAGUACCGCGCUGUGUUGACUCGUUACCGUCGCAUGGUCGAAGAGAACAACACCUAG
This is a messenger RNA of Aphanomyces invadans, 705 nucleotides long. RefSeq lists its product as hypothetical. Lineage: Eukaryota; Oomycota; Saprolegniomycetes; Saprolegniales; Verrucalvaceae. The transcript is spliced from 3 exons. The coding region runs from base 1 to 705 and encodes 234 amino acids. The record is from RefSeq and is a predicted model, not a curated record.